AUGGACAUUGCCAAGGAAGAUUCAUGGACAACCUGCGUCGAUCCAGGCAACAGAGAACCAGGUGGGGUUUCCAAAGCGGAUGGGCGGCUCAAGAAAGAUACGGGUCAUCGUCCGCGCGCGACGACCCUCGCUUCCAAACUCGCUACACGCGAUUUGGGAAUUGCACUCUCCGACGCGGUCCGCCUAUUGCGGUAAGCAGUUUGAGUGGCUGUCACCGGCUUGAGAGACCGUUGUCGAUCCAACGAAGCUUGAGGGGCUUCACGCACGCACCAAGUGCGUGCAGGGCUGGUCCUCGUGUGGCUGACAAGUGCAGACGAGAUUAGACGUCACGGGCUUACGCGUGCAAGAGCACUUUCGAUCGUUCGGGCUUUUGUUCCUGUUUGGCGCGAAAAAGCUGUUGUGCUGUACCGUACAUAGCUCCAACUUCACAUGAGGCCCAAGCGCGGAAGAGAGUGAGAACAUCGCCAUUCACAUCCGCUACAGACGAUUCGCGUAUUCGGCACCCGAGUCGACACGCUAGCAGGAACAAUGGGCGUCGAAUCGGCGGUCGACCGUUGGAUUAAGGCACUGAAGUGACACAACAAGAAUAGGUACAUCGGCGCGGAGAUGCGAUCACGAAACGAAGCACGAACGGUAGCAGCUUUUCAGAUUCGCAACUUUUCUUUCGAACAAGGCCAAGAAUGUCUGGGCGUGCGAAAGCUCGCGUUCACAACGGGCUCGAUCGAGCUGGCCGGUCUUGUGACUUACUUCGGCAAUCACAAUGUCACACUCAAAGUCUUCCUGACCUUCGUCUCUGCAUGCCCAUCGAGGUCGGAACCGGGCGGGGCUGGUACAUUACAGCCGGCACGAAAGCAGCCUCGGAGUCGUUUCGAAGCGGAUGUACCAGAGCGAGGUAGUAGUAGCGUCUUGCGGUCAGGAGGUCCCAUUGUUUCGGGUGGAGCGCCAGCUCAGCGAGCUCAGUUGUGCGACUGAUGAGCUUCGGAGGUGAUUGAACAUGGAUGUGCUGCCGCCUUACUCUGCCACCGAGCCGUUGUGCAGCUCACCAAAGAAGGAGGCAACAGCGGAGCUCAAGAUGGUAAACACAGUCGGCCGCAUGCACUGCACGCAGAUGUAUGUGCUGUACUGUAUGCUGCUGUACAGCACAAUACGCGGGGCAACUUUCAGGCGCGGCCAUAUGCGAUGGAGGACGCUCUCUGCUGAUGAGCUAGCUGCUAAUCGUGCGCAAAAGUGCCCGCGGACGCUCACUGAAAGGUUCACGGGGGCCAAAACAAACAAAUCAAACACACAUGCCAUGCGGUCGCAAUUUCAGAAUUGCGCUUCAGCUCGCGCGCUUUGCAUUGCGUUUGGGAAAUUGCAGAUCGAUCUCCACAAGCCGCCGUCACCUCGACGUCUGAUCUCGGCAAAGUGCCUCGAUUCUCUUGCAAAGCGAAAGAGGACCAAGGAGUCUAGAACCAGUGUUCCCACUAUCCUCGUAGAGAGCAGAAAGAAAGGUCUUCUCUGCGAGGUUCGCAGUCCGAGGGGAACUCGCUAAUCAAGCGCUUGCUGGAGCUUUGCAGCGGCUACGGCCUAGCCGCGCCGCUUUCAUGUGAGGCAGCGUAUGCAGGAAGAGAACGCAUUGAAAAGUGUUCUUCGUUGCGGCCAAGUAGCGCGGAUACAGAGAGGCUGGACACCAUAACAGAGGCACGGUACUUGAUGUGGCUUACACUUGCUGCCCAGCCUAGGCGCACAAACCUUUUCUCACGCAAAGCAGCCUUUCGCAUGCAUUGCACUUCAUGACAGGGCACAGAGAAUGCUCACAGAGAGGCAAUUCCGGGGCGAACAUGAUGACGAAGGCUGAACGGCCUUGUAGAUACAACGGUGCCGUUCUUCUAUCUUCGCAGCAGAGAGUCCUUGCGCGAGCCUUGUGUCCAGCUGAUUAUGACUGCAGGCUCGGCCUUUGACGCAGCUCUCGCCUUUGUCGCAUGCAUCAACUCGCCUGCGAACUUGCCCCCUAGCUCCAUCUUUGCUGCAAGCCGACUCGCUCCCUCGACCACAUGCAGCGAGCGCAUGGCACCGAUUCCCACAUGCACUGAUGACCUGCAAAGUGUUGCUCUUUCUGCGGUGCGUGACCAGCAUGCGAGCAUGCGAAUUUCUUCUUGCUGACGUCGUCGAGCUCAGGCAGGCUGCCUUCAGCAUCUGUCGUUACUCAUCAGCCUUUUCGCCAGAUGCCAGAACUUGCGAGGAAGUGCCGGUCCACCGCUUCGCUCCAUGCAAGAAGGGUCGCGGGUGGAGAGGCGCCUUGACCAUGGUGUUCCUGCCUUCGGAACAUCGGACGAGGACUUGGCCCGUCGCAUUCGCGUUCCAGUCGGUGUCACGAUUGGGUGGAUGGUACUCGCAGUCAAAGUGAGCAAGGCACACCACGAUUGAUCAAAGACACCACGGUUGAUGAUUCCAACACGCAUGCACCACCCGCGAGGGACCUACCACCAAUAGCAGAAAGCACCUCUUCGCAUUCUCGCUCGCUUCUUAGCCCUCGCCCCACCUAUCUUCCUUGCCCUCAUUCAGCUUCACCUUUUCAUCUCUACGGAUCUUGACACCACUGGCCUUCGCUGCACAGGGCUGUCAAAUGCUCUGAGGACGGUAUAUACUCUUCCAAGAAACCGCAGCCUGCGCGUCGGUGUCGCCCAAGUACUGCGUCCCGCCGACGGUCUCGAUAAUCUGCACCACGGCGGGCGAACACAAACAGGGGCGCUUUCCGCGCCACGAAUGUUUGAUGCAACAACAAUAGCUCAUGGAGGCCGUCCAGCCCCCCGUGUCUCACUUGCGGCACCUUUCGCUUCUGGCCCAUCCAUCUACUUCUGAUAGUCAGUGAGUUGUUUGUGCCGUCUAUGGAUGAUGGAGUGGCUGUUCGAGCACGCUACCUUCCAAGUGGGCAGUUCGCCGUUCAUGCAUGCAUUUGAUUUCGUGACGCGCUACUUGAACCUUAUUCAUGUGGCUGCGGGUUGAGCCCGAACCGGAAGAAUGGAUGGAUCAUUGUUCUAGAGGCGAACGACACCGGUCGAAGCGCUAUGGCGCUGUCCACGCUACGCUCUCAAGCUGACAUCACGUUUGGGAUCGACCUUUGCAGGUUUACGUAGGCGACGGUAGCGGCAGCCCGCGCGGCGGCCGGCACGGUCGCACCAUCUCGUCGUCAUUUCGUCUCAACGCUCUCUUGGCUACAGGCGCACGCCGUCUUGGUCCACAUCGGCGUCGCCAAGGCCGGAGUCAGCUGCUUCCUACGAUAGCGCAGGAAACUUUCAAACGAGCUCCUCUCCGACGUCUCGCCCUUCCUCUUGGGUCAUAAGGCAGCUGCAGCAACAUGAUGCCGCAGGAGCCGGAACCGUAUCAUCAAGUACUGGCGAACAGACCUCCGCACUAGGAGAAAUCGUGCACAGAGACUCCAUCAGUAGCGCAGGUCGCGAUCACCAGCGUCUCAGAAACUCCCAAAGCUUCGGGUUGCUGCCACGAUCUCCGCGCUCUCCUGGUGGACUCUCCGGUAGUGGGUUCGCGUACAACCCUCCGUCGACCGCGAGUGCCGUUGGCGGUCUCGAUCGCUCAACUGCUUCACCUCCGCCGACUUCGUAUCGUGCAAGUCGCGCCAAGAGUCACGAUCCCUUGGACCCGCCUUCCGGUCACUCCUCACGAGAUGGUUCUCGUUCUGAGCCUCUGCCAACCGUAGCGCAGGAGCAUGACCGAGCCGAAGCCAGUCGGGAGACACAGAGCGAGUCAUUGCAAGAAGAGGUCAAGGUACCUCGCUCACGAGAUGAUUCAGCGGAGGCAUGGCGCUCUACGGCUCGACCUGCGUCACAGUAUCGUCGACCACCGCCAAUCACUUUGUCAACGAAUUUCGCUGCCUCGACCUCUCACCAGCCUCCAUCUGCGGGCACGUUUGGCGUCCAAUCCCCGGACGCAGACCAAGGGCGAGGGGAAGCGCUCUCGGUCCAAGACGAGAAGAGUGGCUCAGUGCGCAGCGGCAAAGGACCCUCCCCAAAACAUUCCACCGCGGGUGAAGCAAAAGGUCUCAGCACGGAACAGCGAGACGGUGGCCUGCUCCCAGCGUCGAUGUCUAAUGCUGGCCUAGGUAUCACCACAAGCAGCUCAACGUCGAACGCCGCGAUGUCUAGAAGCGACUCUGGCGCCGCUUUAAGUGUUGGGUCAUCGGGUCACACGCCCGCUUUCAUGACCCCUGACUUGGUCCCUCAAACCCCCGCCACCGAGCAGCAAGCCUUCCACCUGGAUCUGCUGCCGGUAGCUACUGCCAUCGGCGUGGACGAGAACCAAGACCAUCGGCCUGUCCCCGCGUCUGAUGGCCCGGCUCGAAAUACUGAGCCGGAGUCCUCCGGAAUGGCCUUACUCGGCUCCGCUUUGCGGUCUCAGUUCGCUCUAUAUUUCUCGAGCAACACAAGUCUGCCUCUUUCGAGCGGCUCUGCUCAAGCUACUGGGGGGCAUUCGGCUUCACCCGAUGCCGAACCAAAUUCUUCGAAUCCGCAGCUUGCCAGAUUGCGUCUGAAGCAGAGCAAGUCAUCACUGUGGUCGCGAAUGCGAUCCCGUGAGGCAUUGCGGCCCAGCACAGCUCACAGCGAGAUGGGCUCGAGAGCAGCGACCGUGGGACGUCCCAGCUCAGAGUUGGAAUAUACUGGCGUCCAAUUUUGGGAUCGACGGGGAAGUGCUGCAGAUUUCGGAGCGCAUGGUGCGCCAUCGACUGACGUACUUCAAGAACCUCGGACAGCCGAUGCUGAGCCCCCAAACACCCCGCUGAAGGCCAGAGCGGUGCGCUCUCCGGCAUCAAGCGCUUCGAACGCGCCUCAGAGAAGCAUCUCGAUCCGCUCUGGGCCACCUCUCGUCGGGCUUGGCAUCACGCAGACGCCUGAAAGACCCGUGUCUAUCCUGCGCCGCGGGUCUGCCCACGACGCAAUCUCAGCUGUGAAUGAUGCCACUCGUGAAAGGCUCGGUGCCUCCGCGGACAUUGGGCCUAGUGCCCCACGAGAUUCCUCGGCAUCGGCUGGUAGCAGCAGCGGACCACGUUGGAGCGGAAGUGGGGGACAUCAUAGCAUUGGGAACCUCUCUGGGAACUUCUCCCAUCUGAGCUUUGUCCAAGGGCCUGCAGGAGGAAGACGCAUGAGCCGGGCCAGCGACGACAUGCCAGAAGCUGCCGCAAUUCCUGCAUAUGCUUUGUCAGCCAGACAUGCUAGGAUGCAGCGCCUGAGCAUGAUCGAAAGUCAUCGAGGGGAGGUCUCAUCCGUAGAUCCUGCCUCGCAAAGCUCUGCCGUGGAAGAGCACGACCGUCGACGCUCGACCCGGCGUCCCACGAGUCUAGUGGCUUCCGAGCGCCCUCCACGUAGCCUGGAUGCAAAUAGCAGCCUCAGCAGACGUUCUGUUGAUGCGCGAAGCUCCGAAGCAGAAGGCUUCGCUUACAUGGCCAAUCGCGGUCCGAUUCUUCCCAACGCAUUUCAGCACGUCGACCAUCAAGUACUGAGCGCCGAGGACUUCCGUGCGAUGAUUGCAUCCAUCCCGCAUGCAGCAGUUGCUGGAUCGUAUACUUCGAAGCGAGAGGCAGUCGGAUCCACGUGGGGCAAGACGCACGCGCGGAUGCUUUGCUUUUCCCUGUUUCAAGUAGCCUUUGCUGCUCUUUGGGGCGUUUUCGAGGCUCCUUACCUUGCUCAAGCCGUUCAUCCCUCCGUGGUCGCGGUGCAGGGGUAUCUGUUCCUUGGGAUGAUGGUCAACUUUGUUGUAGCGCUCUUUAGAGAACCAGGCGCCUUGCCCAAGGCCCUUGACAGCGAUCCCCCUUAUGGCGCUAACCGUGCGUUUGCAUCGCCCAUUCCCGGCGCCGAUCAGGACGGCCGGACAACGCCAGCGCCCCAGAAUUCGGAUGCGGUGGUACUUGAUCUGGACGAAGACUCGCCAAGAAGACGUCUUGCCAUCGCAAAGCUGCGACAACAGCUGCGCGGCGCUGCGGCUUCCGCCUUGCCCCGGGCUAUGGCUGGCGAUACGCAAGCGCAGGGCUCAGGUCUCCAGCUUCGAGUAGGUGGAACCACGAGCGAAAAUGUUGCGAAGCGCGAGGCGCAGACCGCAGAAUCCAAAAUCAGACCACCAAAGGGCGAGCAAGCUGCGGACCAAGUGCAGAGCGGAAAGUGGCGCGGGCGGCGAAGGGCUUCCACAACUUCUCAAGCUAGACGUGCGACCACCCUAAUGCCGCUGCAGGUGGAGACCUCUGUUCGCGCGAUCCCCUUUGUCGAUCGUGAAGGUCAGAAGACGUGGCUGAUAUACGAAGGCGAUGAUGCAGACCGCUUCACGAGGCGGCAUCGAAUCCUGAGGCCACUUGGACUCUCCGGUAAACACCUCAUCAAAGUCGUUCGUGGUCAAAGGUUGGCCGGUCACUCUUUGCCACCGUUGGACAUCGAGAAGGAGCCUUUGCCCAAAAGCGUGAUGGUGCGCGGUGGCGCAGUCAUGCGUACUCGAUGGUGUGCCGCCUGCAGACUGUAUCCUCCGCCCGGCGCACAUCAUUGCGUGACUUGCGAUCGCUGCGUACAGAACCUGUCCUACCACACGGACUGGCUGGGCAGCGAUGUCGGCAUACGUAAUCUGGCCGCCUUCAUUGGCUUUUUGAUUUUCGCCUUUCUCGCGCUCAGCUACACGGUCGUAUUUGCAGCACUGCACCUGGCUCACGUUGCACAUUUGAACGCUACGGAACCCAGACCUCCCGGUCUUGCCGUCUUUCCCGACGAGCGAGGUUCAUUCGCUCGAGCACUGCGCGCAUCUCCAAUUAGCGGCCUGCUCUUCGCUUCCGGUCUUUGCUUCAUCUUCCUAGCGCUCCUUCCUCGCAUCUAUCUCCACCUGCAAUGCGCCCUCUCAGGCGAGACGCUCAUUUCGCACAAGUUCAGAAAGAGCAUAGGCAAGCGGUGGAAGGUGAAACCGCCACCACCACCAAUGGCAGCCAGUUCUAGGUUGAAGAAUGCCUUGCAAAGCUUGUGUCUGCCUAUCAUCAGCCUUGGGCGCACAGGCGACCAAUCGUCAAUCUCGGCCAAGUAA
Molecule: messenger RNA, 7047 nt
Organism: Ceraceosorus bombacis
Lineage: Eukaryota; Fungi; Basidiomycota; Exobasidiomycetes; Ceraceosorales; Ceraceosoraceae
Source: the annotation of a GenBank genome assembly